AUGGGUAAGGAAGACAAGACUCACAUUAACCUCGUCGUCAUCGGCCACGUCGAUUCGGGCAAAUCUACCACCACUGGUCAUUUGAUCUACAAAUGCGGUGGUAUUGACAGCCGUACCAUUGAGAAGUUCGAAAAGGAAGCCGAAGAGUUGGGCAAGAAAUCCUUCAAAUAUGCGUGGGUCCUUGACAAACUGAAGUCUGAGCGUGAGCGUGGUAUCACCAUCGAUAUCGCCCUCUGGAAAUUCGAGACCCCAAAGUAUAGUGUCACUGUCAUUGAUGCUCCCGGCCAUCGUGACUUCAUCAAGAACAUGAUCACUGGUACCUCCCAGGCUGACUGCGCUAUCCUCAUCAUUGCUGCCGGUACUGGUGAGUUCGAGGCUGGUAUCUCCAAGGAUGGCCAGACUCGUGAGCACGCUCUGCUUGCUUUCACCCUUGGUGUGAGGCAACUCAUCGUUGCCAUCAACAAGAUGGACACCACCAAGUGGUCCGAGUCCCGUUUCAACGAAAUCAUCAAGGAGGUUUCCAACUUCAUCAAGAAGGUCGGAUAUAACCCCAAGGCUGUUCCCUUCGUGCCAAUCUCUGGUUUCGAGGGUGACAACAUGAUUGAACCCUCCCCCAACUGCGCCUGGUACAAGGGCUGGAACAAGGAGACUGCCUCUGGCAAGUCUUCUGGUAAAACCCUUCUCGAUGCCAUUGACGCCAUUGAACCUCCAACCCGUCCUACCGAUAAGCCUCUCCGUCUUCCCCUCCAGGAUGUUUACAAAAUCUCUGGUAUUGGCACUGUUCCCGUCGGACGUGUUGAGACUGGUGUCAUCAAGCCCGGUAUGGUCGUGACUUUCGCUCCCUCCAACGUCACCACUGAAGUCAAAUCCGUCGAAAUGCACCACCAACAACUCCAGGCUGGUUACCCUGGUGACAACGUCGGCUUCAACGUCAAGAACGUUUCAGUCAAGGAAGUCCGCCGUGGCAACGUUGCUGGCGACUCCAAAAAUGAUCCCCCCAAGGGCUGCGAAUCCUUCAAUGCCCAGGUCAUCGUCCUUAACCACCCCGGCCAGGUUGGCGCUGGUUAUGCCCCAGUCCUCGACUGCCACACUGCCCACAUUGCUUGCAAGUUCUCUGAGCUUAUUGAGAAGAUCGACCGCCGUACUGGAAAGUCUGUUGAGAACAACCCCAAGUUCAUCAAGUCUGGUGAUGCUGCUAUCGUCAAGAUGGUUCCCUCCAAGCCCAUGUGCGUGGAGCCCUUCACUGACUAUCCCCCUCUUGGACGUUUCGCCGUCCGUGAUAUGAGACAAACCGUCGCUGUCGGUGUCAUCAAGUCCGUCGUCAAGUCUGACAAGACUACUGGCAAGGUCACCAAGGCCGCGCAGAAGGCCACCAAGAAAUAA
Histoplasma mississippiense is the source of this 1383-nucleotide messenger RNA. Its product is annotated as translation elongation factor 1-alpha. NCBI's taxonomy places the organism in Eukaryota, Fungi, Ascomycota, Eurotiomycetes, Onygenales, Ajellomycetaceae. Gene Ontology annotation, biological process: translation; translational elongation. Gene Ontology annotation, molecular function: GTP binding; GTPase activity; translation elongation factor activity. The transcript has 6 exons. Bases 1 to 1383 code for a protein of 460 amino acids. The record is from RefSeq and is a predicted model, not a curated record.